AUCUGAUCUGAGUUCCGUCAGUUUGGGCGAGAGGAUCACAGCUUUCCGCGACACGCUGUUUGUUUGUUUGUUUGUUUGUUUGCUUGUUUGUUUUUGCUGGUUGUUUGUCUGUUGUGUGGUUUGAUGACGUCACAGUGACGCUGCAGACCGCUUAACCGGAACCUGUAGGAUUUUAAAAGAUUCCCGGAGCACCAGAAAGUAGGACCAGGUGAUCCCAGUGAUCCCAGUGAUCCCAGUGUAAACCCAGACCCCAUCAUGAGCAUCCAGCCCCGCAGGAUCCGUCUGAAGCCCUGGCUGUUGGCCCAGGUGAACAGCGGCAGGUAUCCUGGUCUACAGUGGCUCAGUCCAGACCAUCGACUUUUCCAGAUCCCGUGGAAACACGCGACGCGCCACACGCCUUCAUCAGAGGAAGAAAACACCAUCUUCAAGGCGUGGGCGUUGGAGACAGGUAAGUAUCAGGACGGCGUGGACGAACCCGACCCGGCCAAGUGGAAGGCAAACCUGCGCUGCGCUCUCAACAAGAGCCGCGAGUUUCAGCUGAAAUACGACGGCACCAAAGAGACGCCGGUCCGACCGUUCAAGAUCUACGAGGUGUGCGAGCAGCUGGGGAGCACAGACGGCGCUGAUGACGAGGAGGAGGAGAUGCCGAACCUGAUGGAGCUGACGAUCAACCCCAGGACCAGUGACCCCGCCUCCUUUACCAUCCCAGCUCUGCCCGACACUUCAUUCAGUAUGACCUCCAACGGGACGUUUAGACCUCCGCAUGUGACCCCCGACCUCCCCAUGGCCCCUGACCUCCACGUGACUUCUGACCUCCAGGUGGAUCCUCUGCCCUUCGUACAUCCUUCAGGACUCACUGUGGGACUCCAGGACCUGGACUCUCUGCCCCCCGAAGCCAUCUCCAUGGAGACCAGCAGCAUCCAGAACCAGGGCGACGCCGCGAACCACCAACCUGCCAAGUAUGACCUGCUGAGCAGCGUGCCCUUAACAGAUCUGGAUCUGAAGUUCCAGUACCGCGGCCGUACGGCGGGCUCUCUGACGGUCAGUAACCCUCAGGGCUGCCGGUUGUACUUUGGACACCUGGAGCCAAACCCAGAGCAGGUGGACCUGUUUGGACCCGUCUCCCUGCAGCAGGUGCGUUUCCCGGGGUCGUCUGAGAUCCAGAACCAGAAGCAGCGGUUCUACACGGAGGCCCUGCUGGACGUGAUGGACCGCGGUCUCAUCCUGGAGAUCUUGGAGCAAGACAUCUACGCCGUCCGCCUCUGUCAGUGUAAAGUGUUCUGGUCUGGACCGGGCACGCUGGAACACGGUCCACCGAACCCCCUGGAGAGAGAGAAGAAGAUCAAGGUGUUCAGCCUCAACGAGUUCCUGCAAGAACUGAUCCUGUUCCAUAAGGGGGAGACUCAGAGCCCACCCCCCUUUGAGAUCUCCUUCUGUUUUGGGGAGGACUGGCCUGACAAGAAACCCAGAGAAAAGAAACUCAUCAUGGUCCAGGUGGUUCCUGUGGUGGCUCGGAUCCUGACGGAGAUGUUCUCUGGAGAGCUGAGCUGGUCCACAGACAGCAUCCGGCUUCAGAUCUCAAACCCGGACGUGAAGGACCAGACCGUGGAGCAGUUCAAGGAGCUGCAGAGACUCCUGCAGAGCCAGCACAUCCAGGGACCCUGGACCCCCGCCAUCCAUUGAACACCUGGACCCUGUUUUCCCCUGACUAACUAACUAACCCUGUUUCCUCCAGGCAUCGCUGUACAGAUCCCUCCUCGGUACUGAUCCAGAAAAGAACGGAUCCUGUUCAGUUCUAAUGUACUAGUCCUGAUCCUGAUCCUGAACCGGUUCAGGUUUUAACAGUGUAAAGAUGAAAGUCAAAAGAUUAUGAACAAAAAGAUCACUUUAUAAAAAAUAAAUUUAUUUUGUACUUCAA
Messenger RNA from Labrus bergylta (ballan wrasse), 1918 nucleotides. NCBI's taxonomy places the organism in Eukaryota, Metazoa, Chordata, Actinopteri, Labriformes, Labridae. The record is from RefSeq and is a predicted model, not a curated record.